Hydatigera taeniaeformis is the source of this 261-nucleotide messenger RNA. Lineage: Eukaryota; Metazoa; Platyhelminthes; Cestoda; Cyclophyllidea; Taeniidae. The record is from the annotation of a GenBank genome assembly.
AUGGAGAGGUGCACGAAGUUGCCAACAUCCUUCGAGGAGAAGGGAGGUGGUGGUGGUGGUGGUGGUGGUGGUGGUGGUGGGACGAAGAUCGUUGGUCAAGUGAUGAAUGGAGGGGCCCGAAUAGACUGCCUUGGCGACUUGCGUGUCUCAGGAACUGAUCACUAUUGCGGCGUCACCGUCUUCCUCCCAUUCCACGAUUCUAUACUUCAAGAAGAAAAUUUUGAUAUUCACGCUCGAGCACUUGUGGAGGAUGAGAACUGA